Stylonychia lemnae is the source of this 3261-nucleotide messenger RNA. The record is from the annotation of a GenBank genome assembly. NCBI's taxonomy places the organism in Eukaryota, Ciliophora, Spirotrichea, Sporadotrichida, Oxytrichidae.
AUGGAGGCAAACAAUUUUUCAAUUGAUGAGACCUCAUUGCUGCAUAACUCGAACCAUGAUAGCAAUGGAAACAUAUUUUACUCGAAUCACUAGAGCAACACUUAGCAAUCUUUGUUUGAUGAUGGAGUCACGAAUGUUCCAGUGCAAAUUGAGGAUAUCUAAUUGGAGAAGAAGGGAAGAUUUCAGUUGAAAAGACCUGCAACUAAGAAAAAUUCUUCACAAGAGAUGGGUGCACUUGUUGAAUAAGAGAAAAAUAAUGUACUUAGUUAGUCUGCUGAUGUCUAUACCCAAAAUAAUGACAUAUUUAUUAAAAAAGAGGCUUAAAGUUAAUAAAUAAGCAGUCAAAACACAUCAAAAUCAGGUACUUAGUAGCAACUUUCAGAUCAAAUGAUGAUUGAUGCAGUAGUAUAACCUCCUAGGCUAAGUUUGGGGUUAAGAAGUUCUAAUAAUGCAUCUAAUGGUAGAAUCUAGGAAGUUAGUAGCACUCAUAGCAAGGGGAAGUCCUCAAACAAUCAAAACUCAAAGUUUAUUAUUCAUUCGGGAGAGAAUUCAUCAACAAUAAAGAACAACUCAAUCUCACAAGUCAACUUCAAUCAAACAAUCAUCUAAAUUCAGGCAGAAAUUCUGAGUGACAUAGAUGGAGGUGUAAUCACUCUAUAAGCUGCGAACGAUGGUGACUAAAGGGCAAUGGAGAUCAUAAAUAAUGGGCUGAGCUAGCUAUAAAAUGCAGUUGAAGUUAAGGGGAGAUUUAGAGUUCAAGAAGCCUAAUUAAAUGGAUUUCUUUUAAAUGGGCCAUAUGAGGAAAUUAAAUCUCAAGCACUCCUUAACAACUAAAACUAAGCUUAGAAUGGCAAUAAGAUUUCAAAUUCUCACGAUCAAUUGGAGAUAGUCAAGUAAACUAGAAGGAUGGAUUAAAGUCCUAUGGGGAGGUUAGAUUAAGAUUAUAGAAAUUAUCAGACUCAACAAAAUCAAAGAGAAACUUAAUCAAGAUUCGAAAUACUGUCGCUUAAUUUUAACUCCCUCCAAAAGUAACAUCAAGAAACAAUAGAUGAGAUGAGUAUCGCCCGAAGCAACUCCAAGAAAUCAAACCAUGUUCCUGAGAGCCCUCAACCGAGAAGUGGAACUCUGGACAAUCCUAAUCUCAAUGAUACACCAACUUCCAAUAAGUAAUCUCAUAGGGAACUUUUUUUGUUGCAGUCAAGUCCAAAAAGCCAAACUGGAUUUAUCCAAGGGCUUAGGAAUAAAUUAGAUGACACAUUUGAUAAAAAUUUCUGCGAUAUCGGUGCAGAAGGUAUAUCUAAUAAUAGCAAGUCUCAUAAUUAUGAUAUGAAUGCUUAUCGUACUAAUCGACUUAACUCAGAGGCUAGUUAGGCUGAUUGUGAAGAUAAUUAUCCAAAUGCUAGCAGAUUAAUUAAGAAACACAAAGAUGCUUAAAACAAAAGCAGAGACACUAGUGACAAGGACAAUGAUAAUGAGAAUGGUGACUCAGAUGAAGAAGAGAAGUAAAACUUUGAUUAGCAAAAAGAGGAACAUGUUGAAUAUACGGUAGAUGAUAACAAUAACAUUGAUAAUAUGUAUCAAAAUGGGCAGAAUGAUAAUACAUUCAAUGCUUUAUAAGACUCAGGUCUAAAUAAAACAACUAAAUCGAAUGAUCCAGGGAAUGAAGCAGAUGUCUAGUCAGAGGCAAAUGAGAAUGAGAAUGCUUAUGAAUAGGAUUAAACCCUAGAUCAUUUGAAUUUUCAGAGAGACAUCACUUAUAAUUAAGAAGUUCGACUGAAUGAGGAAUCAGAAUAGGAGUAGAUCAUGGAGGAAUCUGAUAACCAGAAAAGUAAUAAGAAGGAGCACAAGCACCUGGAUGAUGAUAAUUACUCAAGUGAGUUUAGAAGUGACAAGAGUCAACAGGAUAUUGAAAGUCCGAAUGAGGACUGCUGGGAUUCAGUGCAUAAUUUCAAUAUUGAUCAGAAUUUGAGGAGUAACAUAAAUAAUCAGCACAAUAAUAACAACAUAAACAGUGGGAUAAUGAGUGACCAAGCUCACAUCUUAUUUGCAAAGUAGGCAACCAAUGCCAAUCAAUAAAACAAUUAUGAACUGUUACAAUUCAAUGAUAAUUAGAAAAAUGAUGUGCUUAACAAUAGUCAGAAUUAUUCCUCGUAAAAAUUAGAGUGGAAUUAUGUGACUAUUCAAGAUUAGUUUUCAAAUGAUAAGAUUGAGUAGUAUGAAGAUUAUUAAUAGAAGUAAACAGAGUUGCUAUCUUAAUCGAAGUCAUAAGUAAUGCUAAAUAAACUGGGAAUUAUUUCUUUGAUGAAUCUACAAGUUUUCAAAGACUGGCAAUAAUUUUUUAACUUGAUGAAACUUAGAGUCACACUUUCAACACUGCUUUUGACUUCUUCAAACUCAAUUUUACAACUUUAUUACACCUACAAAAAAUUUGCUAUAGGUUAGAAAGAAAAUUUCUUUAGACUUAAAUCAGAGAAUCAACAUAAAUAGAAAGAUGUUUAUAGUACCAUAGUUGCUAAUACAUAGGAUACAAAUAAAAAAUCAUCCAUAUCUAACAAUCCUAAACAAUUUCUAAUUAAAAAAAUUGAAAAAAUAGAGGAGAAUAAUAUAAUCUCUGUAGUUAAUACAAAGAAGCUUGAUUUAAUGCAAGAAACUAAAAAUGUUGGUUAAUCAAGAGUAAAUGAUAUAUACUUAGAUAUAAUAUAGAAUUAGAAUUAACAGAAAAAAUCUUAAAAAUAGCUAGAAAGUUUUAAAAAUGAUUAAAAAAACCUGAACAGUUAACUUCAACAUGAGGCAGAAGUCACAGAGCAAGAGGAUGAGGAGGAAGAAGAAGAUGAAAAUGAGGAGAUCGAAUGGCUUUUGGCAAAAUUCAUAAAGAUAAUCAAAAAUAGAAAUUCUAAGCAUAACAAAAAAAGAAAGAGCGAUGUUACCUAGCAGAGGGGUGAAAAGUAAAGUUCUUUGAAAAAACUAAUAAAACUUAUAUAAGAAAUUGAUGACAGCGAUUAAAAUGGCAAAAUUGAUAUAAAUGACUCAACAGAUCACAAAAAUGUAAGAAUUUUAUAAUAUUCAUUAUAAUUUUUAAUAGAAGGAGUCCAAAGGAAAGAAGUCUAAGAGGAAAAUCUAAUUAAAUGGUAUGAACAUGAAUGGCUCUUUAAAGCUGAAGAUGGAUUAAGGGGCACAAAGAGACGAGCAAUUAUCUCCUAUAAAUCUUUAGUAGUACUAAAUAUCAUAGCAAGUUCUCCAGCAAAAAGACCAAAUAAUUGA